Molecule: messenger RNA, 1847 nt
Organism: Gryllus bimaculatus (two-spotted cricket)
Lineage: Eukaryota; Metazoa; Arthropoda; Insecta; Orthoptera; Gryllidae
Source: the annotation of a GenBank genome assembly
CUAUCUGAACGCAGAAAUAGCAAUAUCGCUCUGCAAAAAAUUACUCAAAAUUAUGGUUGCAAGAUAAAUUGAGAUGGAAGUAUGCAGUUGUGGAAUUACAAGCCCAGUUAUAUCGUACAUUCCACCUUUUCUAUUCACGCUCACUCUACACGCGCCGUCCUUGCCAGCGCUGACUACGCUCUUUUGCUCGUACAGGCUUGUAUCAUGGUUGACUCGAGUGACGUAGCGGUCUUCGCAUCAUGGUCCAUUGCAAAGUCGCAAGCAGUCAACGUUAAGAGAUAACGUAGAUGUCUUGUAAUGCUGCGAGUCACUGUGACAUUAGCCGGUUACAUAUAUAGGCUGGCGACUGUAAUAACACGCAGUCUGAUUCGCUAGCAUCUGUUGUGACAACCCCUAACCCAAGCUGCUUGUGGACGACAUUCGACAGUGACACCUGUUGCGGAUCACAUAUAUACUCUUCAACAUGGCUGAAUGCAAAACAGGAUGGUGUGGUAAAGGUGAUCGUCCACGAACAUUCCUCAAAAGGCAACCAGUAAUAUGCUAUGAUAAACCUGCAGCUGCUGGUGUGGACCACGCCCUUUACGACACAUUAAGACAUGAAGCGCUUUUAGGAGAGAAAAUAGAGGAACUACGAGUUCCCAAGAAAUCAGCAAGAACCUGGACCAUGCAACGUGGAGAUUUGUGUCGCAUUACUGUUGUUGAAGGAUCACAGGUUGGGGAUGUUAAUUUUUGGAAUCUCCAUAACACUAAGGAGAAAUUUUAUUCUGGUAAAACACGCCAGCUCCAUUCAGCACACUUGACUGUAUAUGAUAGGUUAUGGAGUUCACUGCCUUAUCUUCGACCCAUGGCAACAGUUGUUGGCGAUUCCCUAAAAGCAUAUGGCAUUGAUGAAGAUGGCGCUUCUGUUCAUGAUGUAAUUGGUACAAGGUGUGACAAUUAUACUACAAAACUCAUUACGGGGAAGGAGAGUGAGGAUUCUUGCCAUACAUAUCUUACGAAAGCAGUUGAAAAGUUAGGAUUACAGGAAGAAGAUGUACAUGAUGUUUGGAAUAUUUUUAUGUGUACUGGCUUCUCCCGUGAUACUCAUCAAUACUUCACAAAGGCCAGCCCUGCUCGAAAAGGAGAUUACAUUGAAUUUAUUGCAGAUAUGGAUUUAUUGGUAGCACUGAGUGCAUGUCCUCAUGGUGAUGUAUCUAUAGCGGUUGGACAAGAAAUUCCUGAUUCUAUCUGUCAUCCUCUUCAAGUGGAGGUCUAUCGAGCUACAAAACCAUCUCUUGUAUUACCACCCUUAGAAAGACUGUAAAAGUGAUUAAAUCAUCAAAUUCAAAUGAAUGUCAGUAGAAAAAUUGCAAAUGAAAAGUGUCAAACCUGCAAAGAUUGUUUUACCAGACCAAAACAUAAUUAGGCUUUUACAUAAAAUCUGGUUUAGGUAUACCUUUAAUUCGUCAAUACAAAUAUUACAUACCUUAAUUAAGUAUAAAAAAAGAAGAGAUAUUUGAAUGUCAUAAUGUUAUUAGCCCUAUUACAUGUGCUUUGUACCAUCAAAUAUUUUCAGUUGUUGAUAUUAAAUGUACAUAGUGAUUCUUUUAAUACUUUAACACUUUAUUCCAAUGUGUUUCUCUAUGAUAGACUUCCAUUUUCUCUUCCUCCUCCAUUAUAUCUUUCCCAGACUUCAGCAUAUUCCAGAGCCACUUGAAUACAGCCAUCUUGAAAUGUAGAUUUACAUUAAUUUGAAAUAUUGAAUUAUGCUCUUAUUCCACAGAACAAGCAUAUUUUGAUAUAAUAAUAAUUUUCUUCUUUCAAAUGCUGCAUGCGUUUCGUAAUUUCAGUAAUACAGAACAAUUUAC